Molecule: messenger RNA, 888 nt
Organism: Brassica napus (rape)
Lineage: Eukaryota; Viridiplantae; Streptophyta; Magnoliopsida; Brassicales; Brassicaceae
Product: NAC domain-containing protein 102-like
Exons: 3
Coding region: 61-843 (260 amino acids)
Biological process (GO): regulation of DNA-templated transcription
Molecular function (GO): DNA binding
Source: RefSeq, a predicted model, not a curated record
AAAGCUCCAUGGACUCACUCUCUUCCCCUCGAUUACAAUCGCCGAUUAAAAACCAACAAAAUGAAGGCGGAGCUAAAUUUACCGGCGGGAUUCCGAUUUCACCCGACGGACGAGGAGCUAGUUAAGUUCUAUCUCUGCCGGAGAUGCGCGUCGGAGCCGAUCACCGUUCCGGUGAUCGCUGAGAUUGAUCUGUACAAGUUCAAUCCAUGGGAGCUUCCAGACAAGGCGUUGUACGGAGAGAAAGAAUGGUACUUCUUCUCACACCGAGACCGGAAAUACCCAAACGGUUCGCGUCCAAACCGGGCAGCUGGAACCGGUUAUUGGAAAGCGACUGGAGCUGAUAAACCGAUCGGUAAACCGAAGACGUUGGGGAUUAAGAAAGCGCUCGUCUUCUACGCAGGGAAAGCUCCGAGAGGAGUGAAGACGAAUUGGAUUAUGCACGAGUAUCGUCUCGCUAAUGUUGACCGGUCCGCUUCUUCGAACAGGAAGAACAACUUAAGACUUGAUGAUUGGGUGUUAUGUCGGAUUUACAAUAAGAAAGGAACGGUGGAGAAGUAUUAUCCGGCGGAUGAGAAACCGACAGUGAUGACUGCGAGUACGUCGGAUUCGAAAUGCUCAAGUCACGUGAUUUCACCGGACGUCACGUGUUCUUCCGAGGUUCAGAGCGAGUCGAAAUGGGUUAUUGAUCUUGAGGACGCGUUUGAUGCGUCCAUGUUCGGUUCCUUGUUGCAAAAUGACGCUUUUGUCCCUCAGUUUCCGUAUCAGUCUGAUUUCGCCACUAUGUUCGAGGACCCGCUGGAGCAGAAACCGUUCUUCAAUUGGAGUUUUGGUUCUCAGGGGUAAAGUUGUAAAGGGAAUAGAGUUUGAAGCUUUCUCAGAGUAUCCGGC